Molecule: messenger RNA, 5575 nt
Organism: Drosophila ananassae
Lineage: Eukaryota; Metazoa; Arthropoda; Insecta; Diptera; Drosophilidae
Gene: MRP
Product: multidrug resistance-associated protein 1
Exons: 14
Coding region: 272-4948 (1558 amino acids)
Biological process (GO): transmembrane transport
Cellular component (GO): membrane
Molecular function (GO): ATP hydrolysis activity; ATP binding; ABC-type transporter activity
Source: RefSeq, a predicted model, not a curated record
CAAAACAAAUAAGUCUGUUCGCCGCCGCGCUCGUGUUCAGUUGCCUUUUUAGCUCGCAACGAGCCGGUUGUCCGUUCAUUUCAGUUUCCCAGCUGCCGAUCCGACCCCGAUUCCGAUUCCGAUUCCGAUUCGAUUCAACAAUUCUUCUAUUCACUCGGAUCUGUUCGAAUCGCAGAGAUUUUUUUGUUGUCCUACGUCGAGUUACACCAUAGGAUAUAACCCAAAAAGGGAGUGCACGUGACGGAGAAGGCUCCACAGAAGACGGACGACCAUGGAGGUGAACACAAGUUCGCCGAUGGACGAGUUCUGCGGUUCCACAUUCUGGAACUCAACGGAGACAUGGUGGACCACCGACCCAGACUUUACGCCAUGCUUUGAGCAAACGGUGCUGGUAUGGACGCCCUGCGCCUUCUACUGGCUCUUCGUCGUCUUCGACUUCUACUACCUGAAGGCCAGCUUGGACCGGAACAUACCCUGGAAUAAGUUGAACGUGAGCAAGGCGCUGGUGAAUGUUGGUCUUCUAGUCCUCACUGCCCUGGACUUAAUUAUGGCCCUCAUCAAGAAGGGCGGGGACGACCAGCCGCCACUGUACAAGCUAGACGUGUGGGGACCCAUCAUCAAGUUCGCCACCUUCCUCCUUAUCUUUCUAUUCAUCCCCCUGAAUCGAAAGUAUGGCGUGCAGACAACCGGCUGCCAGUUUCUUUUCUGGUUUCUGCUCACUAUUUUUUCGAUACCGCGCUGUAGAACCGAGGUUCGAGCGGAUAGAUUGCGUCAACAGCUCCUGGAAUCGCAGCAGGAGGAUUUGGAGUACGCCUGGGAGGAGUACCAGUACACCAGCUUCUUCGUCUUCUUCACCUUCACCUCCAUAAUGCUGAUCCUUAACUGCUUUGCGGACGGAAUGCCCAGGCAGACCAAGUACCAGCGAGGCGAGAAUGAGAUUCCCGAGCUGUCGGCCAGCUUCCUUUCUAGGAUCACCUACCAAUGGUUCGACAAAAUGGCCCUCAAGGGAUACCGUAACCCACUCGAGGAGAAGGAUCUGUGGGAUCUGCGUCCGCAGGACAGCUGCUCCGAAGUUAUGCCUACCUUCGCCUACCACUGGAAUCAGAACGUGCGCAAGAAUUACAAGGGCAGAGCUCGUGUGGAGCCGAAGGCUCAGUUCAGCAAUGGCAAUGUCACCUUUGAGAACCCCCACGGCGAAAAGAAUGGUCGCAAGAAGGGCGUGGCCAGUAUCAUGCCGCCCAUCUACAAGUCCUUCGGAGGCGUCUUCAUGUUUGGUGCUUUGAUGAAGUUGUUCACGGAUUGUCUGACUUUCGCCCAGCCCCAGGUCCUGAGUCUCAUCAUUAGCUUUGUGGAAGAUCAGGAUAAGGAGAAACAACCGGAAUGGAAGGGCAUUUUGUACUCUGUUCUGCUCUUCGUCUUGGCUGCUGCUCAGACCUUCAUUCUGGGCCAGUAUUUCCACCGGAUGUUCAUCGUCGGACUGAGAAUUAGGACGGCUCUCAUUAAUGCCAUCUACCGCAAGGCCCUGCGCAUCUCCAACUCGACCAAGAAGGAGUCCACCGUGGGAGAAAUUGUCAAUCUAAUGGCCGUGGACGCGCAGCGCUUCAUGGAGCUGACCACAUACUUAAACAUGAUCUGGUCGGCGCCCCUGCAGAUCGGUCUGGCCCUGUUCUUCCUCUGGCAGCAGCUGGGACCGUCCGUGCUGGCCGGUCUGGCCGUGAUGAUUAUCCUGAUCCCCGUGAACGGAGUGAUUGCCAGCCGCAUCAAAACCUACCAGAUCCGUCAGAUGAAGUACAAGGACGAGCGCGUCAAGCUGAUGAACGAAGUGCUGAGUGGUAUUAAGGUCCUGAAACUGUAUGCUUGGGAGCCAAGCUUCGAGAAGCAAGUUCUGGACAUCCGUGACAAGGAAAUCGCCACCCUGCGAUCCACCGCCUACCUGAACGCCAGUACAUCCUUCCUGUGGUCCUGCGCCCCCUUCCUGGUUUCCUUGGUCACGUUCGCGACUUACGUGCUAACCAGCGAGGCGAAUCAGCUGAGCGUCGAGAAGGUGUUCGUCUCACUCGCCCUCUUCGACAUUAUGAAAAUCCCGCUGACCGUCUUGCCCAUGCUCAGUGUUGACAUAGCCGAGACGCAAGUUUCUGUAAACCGUAUUAACAAGUUCCUGAACAGCGAGGAACUGGAUCCCAACAGCGUUCUCCAUGAUCCCUCCAAGCCCCAUCCCAUGAGCAUCGAAAAUGGUGAGUUCUCCUGGGGCGACGAGAUCACGCUCCGCAACAUCAACAUCGAGGUGCGUAAGAGCAGCUUGGUGGCUCUGGUGGGCACUGUCGGCUCCGGCAAGUCGUCCGUGGUGCAGGCCUUCCUCGGCGAAAUGGAGAAACUUGCUGGCGUUGUCAACACGGUGGGCAAGCUGGCCUAUGUGCCCCAGCAAGCGUGGAUCCAGAAUGCUACUGUGAGGGACAACAUCCUCUUUGGCCAGACCUACGAUCGGAAGCGCUACAACAAAGUGAUCGACGCCUGUGCCCUGCGUGCCGAUAUCGACAUCCUGUCGGCCGGAGAUCAAACGGAAAUAGGUGAAAAGGGUAUUAAUCUCUCAGGUGGCCAGAAGCAGCGUAUCUCCUUGGCCCGCGCCGUCUACAGCGAUGCCGAUUUGUAUCUGCUGGACGAUCCCCUCAGCGCCGUCGAUGCCCAUGUGGGCAAGCACAUCUUCGAAGAGGUUAUCGGACCCAAGGGCAUGCUGGCUCGCAAGUCCCGAGUCCUUGUCACCCAUGGCGUCACCUUCUUGCCCCAGGUGGACAGCAUCUAUGUGAUGAAGGCCGGUGAGAUUAGCGAGAGCGGCACUUUCGAUCAGCUGGUGAAGAACAAGGGCGCCUUCGCCGACUUCAUCAUCCAGCACUUGCAGGAUGGCAACGAGGAGGAGGAGGAGCUCAACCAGAUCAAACGCCAGAUCUCCAGCACCGCAGAUGACCCUGAGCUGAUUGGCAGUGUCGAGAAGGCCAUCAAGUUGGCCCGAACUGAGAGCUUGUCGGAUUCUAUCAAUCGUGAGGAACAUUUAAUAGGCUCUGUUACUUCUGCGGAUAGUUUAAUGGGAAGAGGCAACAGCCUGCGGCGCCGUGCCAAGCGCCAGGACUCCCACGACUCCGUUGCCUCCGCCGCAUCCUUGAAGAAGAAACAGGAGGUCGAGGGCAAGCUGAUCGAGACCGAAAAAUCACAAACUGGCGGCGUCGACUUCGCCGUCUAUAAGCACUACAUCAAGAGCGUGGGCAUCUUCCUGUCGGUGGCCACCCUGGUGCUGAACUUUGUUUUCCAAGCAUUCCAAAUCGGCUCGAAUCUCUGGCUCACCAAGUGGGCCAACGACCAGAGGGUCGAGAACGACACUAGCCUCAGGGACAUGUAUCUCGGUGUUUACGGCGCAUUUGGUUUUGGUCAAGGUGUGCUCGCCUACUUCGCGGUGGUGAUCGUCUACCUGGGUGGCUUCCGGGCCGCCAAGGUCAUCCACAAUGAUCUCCUCAGAGUCAUUAUCCGUGGCUCCGUAUGCCGAUUUUACGACGUAACCCCGAUCGGGCGACUCUUGAACAGUUUCAGCGGCGAUAUGGACGUUAUCGACGAAGAGUUGCCCGCCACCCUGGACUCCUUUAUGACCUUUAUUUGGAUGGUCUUGGCUACCAUUGUGGUUAUUAGCUUGUCCACGCCCAUUUUCCUGGCCGUGAUUGUGCCGAUCGCCAUCCUGUACUACUUCGCCCAGCGCUUCUAUGUGGCCACCUCCCGGCAGCUGAUGCGUCUGGAAUCCGUCUCCCGAUCCCCAAUCUACUCUCACUUUGGUGAAACAGUCACUGGAGCUUCUACAAUUCGUGCCUACAAUGUGGGAGAUCGUUUCAUUGAGGAAUCCGACGCCAAGGUGGACAAGAACCAAGUGUGCAAAUAUCCUUCGGUCAUCGCCAAUCGUUGGCUGGCCAUCCGUCUGGAGAUGGUGGGUAACUUGAUUAUCCUCUUCGCUUCACUGUUCGCCGUCUUGGGAGGCCAAACCAAUCCUGGCCUGGUGGGUCUCUCGGUGAGCUACGCCCUGCAGGUGACCCAAACCCUCAACUGGCUGGUGCGCAUGACCUCCGACAUCGAGACGAACAUCGUGUCCGUGGAGCGUAUCAAGGAGUACGGAGAAACCAAGCAGGAGGCACCUUGGGAGCUGGAGGCUGAUAAGAACAAGCCCAAGAACUGGCCGGAAGAAGGACGUGUCGAGUUCCAGAACUUCCAGGUGCGAUACCGCGAGGGCCUGGACCUGGUGCUCCGUGGCGUUAGCUUCAACAUCAAGGGUGGUGAGAAGGUCGGCAUUGUUGGACGCACAGGAGCUGGAAAGUCAAGUCUUACCCUGGCAUUGUUCAGAAUCAUUGAAUCUGCCGGCGGACGCAUCGCCAUCGAUGGAGUGGACAUUGCCACCAUGGGUCUGCAUAUGCUCCGUUCUCGCCUGACGAUCAUUCCACAGGAUCCUGUGCUCUUCUCCGGCUCGCUGCGCAUGAAUUUGGAUCCCUUUGAGGUUAACACCGACGAUGAGAUUUGGAAGGCUCUGGAGCUGUCCCACUUGAAGUUGUUUGUGAAGAGCUUGGCCGCUGGUCUGAACCACGAAAUUGCCGAGGGCGGUGAGAAUCUGUCGGUGGGCCAGAGGCAGUUGGUGUGCUUGGCUCGUGCCCUGCUGCGAAAGACCAAGGUGCUGGUUCUGGAUGAAGCCACUGCUGCUGUGGAUUUGGAAACAGAUGACUUGAUUCAGAAAACCAUCCGCACCGAGUUCAAGGAGUGCACUGUACUCACAAUUGCCCAUCGAUUGAACACUAUUUUGGACUCUGACAAGGUCAUUGUGCUGGACAAGGGUCAGAUUACGGAGUUCGCUUCGCCGACAGAGCUGCUGGACAACCCGAAGUCCGCCUUCUACAGCAUGGCCAAGGACGCCAACCUAGUUUAAGAUCCUCAAAAUGUCAAUCUGAAACUCUACGAAACUCAAAUGCAAGUGUGUGUGUCCCGUUUUAAACAAACUAGGAAUGUAGCUGUAUGAAAUUAAAUGUUUGAACGUAAGCUUUAAGCCAUGCCCUACCUCCGGUCUUAACAAAAAGCUAAAAAACAAAGGAAACAAACAAAAACAAUAACCAGAAACUAAAUUAUGAAAUUAGUAACUACCAACGGAAUGUUCAUUAGGCUAAGCAAAAUUUUGAAAGCCAUUCGCUACUUAAUCGAUUAAUGUAUUCCCCUUUUUUGAUAUGUAUAUGAAUUUACAUAGUUGAGUGUAUUUUUGUAUUGUCUACUGUACUUAGUUUCCAACAAGAGAACAAGAGAAAAACUCAAAAAAAAAAAAAACAGAUUUAAGGAAUAACACUCUUAACCUUGUUACAUAUUUAUGUACUUAAGAUAAAUAAAAAAAACCUGUAAUGAAAGAACAAUGAGAAUGAAAACUAAACUCACUCAAGAAUUUUUUGCCUUCAACUGAUCUGAUCAGUAAGUUAAAUGGUCAACGUAGUUAAAUCAAUAUAUUGAAACUUUUGUAAAAUGUAUACUUAAAACAAAGUGAUUAAAUAAAGAAACAAUUCUUAAAAUA